AUGGCGGUAGAAACACAGACAAUGCCUGUCAUGAACGGACACGUCUUUAAUGGCGAUGUCGAAAUGGAGAAUAGCAUUCGGGAUCCUUCACUCAGGUUUACCAGUGGACUCAUCCUGCCACCUCCAGAGAUCAAAUCUGUCAUCGACAGAACGGCAUUGUUCGUUGCUCGCUCUGCGAACCCACCUCAGUUUGAGGAUAAAAUUCGCGAAAACCAGCGUCAGGAUCCCAAGUUCUCGUUCCUCAACCCCGCGGAUCCUUAUCAUGCUUACUAUAGGCAUCGCAUGGAGAAGAUAGAGGCUGGAGAGGAGCUGGAUGACACUUCACAAGAAAAGGAAAAGGUGAACGGGGAAGAAGAAAAGCCAAUGAUUCCAGAGGAUCUUGGCGUCGAACCACCUCAGCCACAAUUUGCUAUGGACAUGCCCAAUGUCAGUCCUAUUGACUUAGAUAUUAUGAAACUGACUGCACUUUUUACCGCCCGUCGCGGGCGGACAUUCUUGGCGACGCUUUCGCAAAAUGAGGGAAGGAACUAUCAGUUCGACUUCCUGCGACCCACUCAUUCUCUCUUUGGUUGCUUCAACCGCCUCGUGGAGCAGUACCUCAAAAUUUUGUAUCCAAGUAAGGAGAUGUUGGUGGAGUUGAGUCAUAGGGCGCAGGAAGGCGCAAAGGGGGCAACGUUAGAGCAAUCAAGAAAAUACGCCCGUUGGGAACGCUUGAAAAGGGAGAAGGAUAAAAAGAGACGAGAUGACCAAGAAGCAGAGAAACGUGCAUUUGCUGAGAUUGAUUGGCAUGACUAUGCAAUCGUUCAAACAAUCGAUUUCACGGUUGCUGAUGCAAAUUCGGAGCUUCCUCCUCCAAUGAGUGUGCAGGAAGUGGAGAGCAUGACGCUUGCUCAAAAGAGAAUGGCUGCUAUGAUUAUGGAGAACACUGCAGAUGAGAUAGAAGCUCACAAGGCCAGACAGGCUGCAGCAGAGGCCGAAGCGGCUGCAGCAGUCAGUGGUGUUGGGAUUGGGGCUGUUGAAGAUGAGGACGCUGCAAUGGAACAGAGUGAUGACGAGGACGAUGAAGCGCAACUGAGGAGGAAGAAUGAAGAUGAAGAGAGAGUGAGAGAACUUGAGCGCGCCCGCGCAAUGCAAGCAAGUGCUAGCAUUUCUGGACCUAUGAAGAUCAGGACAGACUAUGUUCCAAAACGUUUGUUAUCAGCAUUGAUCCUUCUGACAGCUGGCUUAUCUUUGAAAAUUCUAGUUGGUGCUAAGAAAGGAGCUACCCUCACGACAUGCACAAUUUGUGGACAGCAGAUUCCUGUUGACGAACUCGAUGAGCACAUGCGUAUUGAGCUACUGGAUCCCAAGUGGAAGUCUCACCGUGACAAUAUCGAAGCUCGUAAAGCUCAGGCGUCCGAGCUUCUGCGCGGUGCAAACGUAGUAUCGUCACUUAAAAACUUGGCCCGUACACGUGUGGACAUUUUCGGUGCUGAGGCUGACGAAGAAAGACGAAAGAAAGAGGAAGAAGAAGAGAAGGAACGUCGGAAAGAGAGAGAAAAGGUUGUAUGGGAUGGUCACACUGCGACGAAAGUUUCUACGAUGGAUAAAUAUUCGACCAACGUCAACUUCGACGAGCAAAUUGCUGCCAUCCAUCGUGCAAAGGGUCUUGGACCCCAGGAUUCCAAUGCGAUCGGCCCUGGAAUUGGCCCUGUGUCAGCACCUCCACCUGCAAUGACGGGUCUACCUCCACCUCACGCAUCAUUACCUGCCCCUCCUGUGCAAUCAUCUGGGUCCGCUUCUUACUCUUCGGCUACUAUUUCAUCUGGCCCGCAGCCUGCAUCCGCAUAUCCGCCUCAGGCACCGCCAGUUAUGCUUCCACCACUUCACUAUCAAGGUCUUGACUCUGCACAGCCAUUCGGUUACCAGCCACCUGCGGCUGGGAUGCAUCCUUCUCGGAUGGCUGGAAUGAUGGCCGGUGGUGUGGGAACACUGCCACACGCGGGUAUGGUGCGCAGCGCAGACGAGAUGGAAGGACUUGAAGAACAACCUGCUAUCAAACGGCAAAAAAUUGCGAAGCUGCCUGGUGGUGCCUUGUAUCCUGAAGCAGACUGGGUUGCAAUGCAUCCCUACACCAUAUCACUGUUGGUGCAACUUCCCAACGACCCGUCUAAGCCGGAAUGGAAACUUGACGGUCAGAUAAUCACUGUUGCAGACCUUCCUCUCACUCUGUUGGUUUCAACGCUGCGCGAUCGGAUAAACCAAGUUCUUGGCAGCAAUCUCCCCCUUUCCAAAGUUCGAAUAUCAUAUGCGGGUAAGAUGUUGACAAACAACAGUACUAUCGCUAGUCAUAAUUUGGAAGAGGAUGAUCUCGUCGUUCUUAGCAUUACUGCUGGUAAGAAGAAGUGA
Molecule: messenger RNA, 2388 nt
Organism: Suillus bovinus
Lineage: Eukaryota; Fungi; Basidiomycota; Agaricomycetes; Boletales; Suillaceae
Product: Pre-mRNA splicing factor PRP21 like protein-domain-containing protein
Exons: 4
Coding region: 1-2388 (795 amino acids)
Biological process (GO): regulation of alternative mRNA splicing, via spliceosome; mRNA cis splicing, via spliceosome
Cellular component (GO): U2-type prespliceosome; U2 snRNP; catalytic step 2 spliceosome
Molecular function (GO): protein binding; RNA binding
Source: RefSeq, a predicted model, not a curated record